Plodia interpunctella (Indianmeal moth) is the source of this 3180-nucleotide messenger RNA. It is a transcript of the gene Rab11, whose product is annotated as Rab11. Gene Ontology annotation, cellular component: recycling endosome; Golgi apparatus. Gene Ontology annotation, biological process: exocytosis. The record is from RefSeq and is a predicted model, not a curated record. The transcript has 6 exons. The coding region runs from base 264 to 908 and encodes 214 amino acids. Gene Ontology annotation, molecular function: GTPase activity; GTP binding. Lineage: Eukaryota; Metazoa; Arthropoda; Insecta; Lepidoptera; Pyralidae.
GGUAAAUACGUGUAUCCGAACAACAAAGAGGGCGUAAAUCAAAUCCGCCAUCUUGUCUCAAUGACAAUUUUCGGAUUUUAGAUUUUUUAAUGUAUAAAACCUGCAAAAAUCCAAUGAAUCCUGAAAUAAAAGUGAUAUUUUAAUAACUGUGCAGUGUUUAGAAGUCCUGUGAUAUUUGUGUUUCCGAAUAUUUGUUUACGUUGAUAUUGACGUUUUUAGUUGACCGAUUUUGACGUCGAAUAAAAGAGCUCUAGAAUAACAAAAUGGGCACAAGAGACGACGAAUACGAUUAUUUGUUCAAAGUUGUGUUGAUCGGCGAUUCUGGGGUGGGCAAAAGCAGUCUCCUUUCACGUUUCACUAGAAAUGAAUUCAACUUAGAGUCAAAAUCCACAAUAGGUGUGGAAUUUGCGACGAGAAGUAUAGAGGUGGACGGCAAAACCAUAAAGGCUCAGAUAUGGGACACGGCCGGCCAGGAGCGUUACCGUGCCAUCACGUCGGCGUACUACCGCGGCGCGGUGGGCGCGCUACUCGUGUACGACAUAGCCAAGCAUCUCUCCUACGAGAACGUGGAGAGAUGGCUGCGCGAGCUGCGCGACCACGCUGACCAGAACAUACUGAUCAUGCUGGUCGGCAACAAGAGCGAUCUCAGGCAUCUUAGAUCCAUCCCCACAGAGGAGGCGAAGGCCUUCGCGGAAAGGAACGGUCUUAGUUUUAUUGAAACAUCCGCACUCGACUCUACUAAUGUGGAACCUGCAUUCCAGAACAUUCUAACUGAGAUAUACAGGAUUGUGUCGCAGAAGCAAAUGCGUGACCCUCCCGACGGCGACCAAACCAUCCGGCCCGACGCGGAGCCCGCGGACGCGCGGCCGUCGCAGGCCGACAGCGUGCGCAAGCAGUGCUGCCAGUAGCAGCGGGAACAGAAUGUCCAGUUAAUGUUGGAGCCGAAAGAAAAAGCAAGUUCUAAAUGCAACCAUUAUGAAUCAUUCCUAGACAGUGGUCUUACCAUCAUAAUAAAAUAUAUGUUGCCAGCACCAAAAUGUCUCGUCUUACGUCUGAGCUGCCAGUAUAACAAAGACAGAAUUAUGUUUAUUACUUUUGUGCUGUCUAUGGUAAGAGAAGUUUUAAGUUGGCAACACUCGAGUGGCUCAUGUAGAUAGCUUGUGUAAGUAUUGAUAUAUUUUAGUGUCUGAACGAAUAAAGUUAAAACUAUUAUUAUUAACGUGAAAGGAUUCAAUAUAACACACAAUUUAGCUCCAUGCUUCAGUUUUAGCACUCAUUUUUCGGUCGUACAUUUCAUGGCGAAUUUGUUGAGAAUAUAAUAUUUUUUAUUUAAAGGAGAAAACUUUUAUUUUGACUUUAGCUAAUCCAUUAUAUGAAUAUCUAUUUAUUUAGUGAAUUUAUCCGUGGCUAGGUAGUGAAAUUCCAUGUUGGUAUACAGGGCUACUUAUAAUACAUCAACAAUGUCACAGGACAAGCUGAUAUAAUAUACCACAUACUAGGUUCUACGAGUAUUGAGCAAUUCAAUACAUAACAUGAAAAUAUUGCAGGUUAUUGUAUUGUUCUAAUAUUCGUAGUUCCGGUGACGCCCCUCGCGUUAGUUAUAAACAUGGAAACUGAAAAUUAACAUUAUUGUAUGAAAGUAAAUUUGGAAUUAUCAAAACUGAUAGAAAGUGUUUACGAUGUUAGCUAUCUCUAGUCCUGCUUGAUGGUGUUCUAAAAGUAAUCCUGUGUGUUAAGUGCGUCGCACUAUUUUUUACAAUGGGAAUUUUUAAAUUUCUUCCGACACUGAGCAAUAAAUUCGGCUGGUUAUAUACGAAAUGUUGAUAUCACACAAAUCAUAGCUUCAUAAUAUUAAAGUGUCUAAUUGUUUUUGUAUUACACUAGCGUAGUUUUUACUAAGUAACGAAAUAGCUUUUUUAAAUAUGUUUCAUUUUGUUUACUGAUAUUACGUGCCUUCUGUGGUCAUGGCGGAAUGUGUAUUUAUAUAAUUAUUAUAAGACAGUAGACGUAUUCAGAAAUAUAUUUUGAACCUUAUCCAUAACGUGAUAAAACAUUUGAACAAUAAUUUCAUCAAAAAAACGUUAUCUUCGCUAUUUAAAAUUAAAAUAGCUCUAAGAACUAUGAUCAUAAGGUUCAAUUGAAAUGCGAAAGCGACUACUGCCUUAAAAAAGGUUUAAAGCUUUGUUUUAGCAAGUGUUGGAUAUUAGUGUUAACAUUACGCUAUCUCAUUGGUGGAUCAUUGACGAUGCAAUAUAUCUGGCGUUAGUGCCGAGUCCGGCCCUGGCAGGCCCAUAGCCAUCUAGCGGCUUACACUGGAAACUAUUAUAAGUCAGCAAUGAUCAAAUAAUAAUAGUUUUCAGUGUUAGUUGAAAGGUUGGUGGUGCGUUUUAAUCCAUAAAGUUUUCUAUUAAGGCGCCACUAUAUUUCACAUAUAUUAUGUAUAUGUUUGAUAAUAACAGUUUAUUAUCAAUAAUGGAUUAGGAAUGGGCAGCAAUUUGCUUUUUUUAUUCCAUCUUUUUACUUGUACAAGUCGUGGUUACGGUCGUGAAAUAUUAUAUUAUGUAUUUAAUAAGUUAUACAUAUUUUACAUCAAGAAUUGCCGGACAGAAAACUUUGUGGUAUUAAUUUGUAUGAUCUUAUAGCUAGUCAAUACUUGCAAUACUCAGAAAAAAAUGGUGCUUAGCCUUGACUAAUUUCCGCUUAUUAACAAAUUUUAGGAUUUGUGAAAUAAAAUAAUGAGAAAUAUCAAUUUAUGAGAGAAUUUGUGAUCAUUAUACAACGAUGCACCACCGACCCCAAGGGUGGGGGCAAAUAUUCUUUUUUUACAGUUUUAUAACAGAAUAGCCCCAUAGCCCUCAAUCCGGGCCUGUAGCCUUAUUACUUACAGUAUAUGACAAGCUAAACUGAGCAUUAUAAUUUUAUUCAUAGCUCUCAAUUUAGUUUGGCAAUAUAUCGUUAUGAGUAAGGCCCUCGCUUCGUGCCAUUUUCGUAGAAGCUGUUAGUAUCGGUACUAAGGCCUACAAUUUCUGUUUAUUCUACGAGAUAUAUGAGAGAUGCGAUGUUUGUAUCUAAGAAAUAUAUUAUUGUAUUAUGGUCUUACAUAUGCAUGGUUAUUUUUUUAGUGCCUACCUGUAAUUACUUUAUUAAAGACAAAGAUAAUAAAAUAUUAUGUAAAUUGAA